CUAGAAUCGUAAGAGCUGUUGUGAGUGUGAGUCUUGAGUGUGGAGCCUGCAAGUCUGUGACAUGAGUGUGAGUGUCUGAUGGAUGAUCGACGGACGGACAUGAGCCAGCCAGCCAUCUCCCACAUCCGCGCGCAUCAUCCAUCCACUCACGACUCACCAUUGCCGAGAACCUUCGCGCUCAACACCCCCAAGCAAGCACCGUCCAAUUACGUGGCACAUCCGCGUGAUCCGGCCCCCACUCCAACGACUUGUUCCAACUCUUUUGACUUGAUACAGGACAGUCGCAUGCAGCAAGCCCCCCGAUCGCUGGCUCGCUUGCUCACAGCGUCCACAAGCACGCUUGCACGAUCGCCCAGCAUCAUCAUCAGCAUCGGCAUCGGCAGUGGCCACGAUGGGUGCGCAAAAUUCAAAGCCGGGAGUAAAGGUGACCCCGCAAGAUCGGGCCAUCCUCGAUCUCAAAUUGCAAAGAGAUAAGGUCAAGCAGUAUCAAAAGAAGCUGCAAUCCGUGCUGGAUCUGGAGAGCAGGUUGGCCAAACAGGCCUUGCAAAAGGGAGACAAGGAGAGGGCACGAACCGCUUUGAGGCGGCGCAAAUGGCAGCAAGGCAUGAUCGAAAAGACGGAUGGGCAAUUGGAAACGCUUCAGGGAUUGGUAUCGUCGAUUGAAUUCUCGCAAAUACAAGCGUCGGUCAUGCAUGGCUUGCAACAAGGCAAUGCGGUGCUCAAGGAAAUUCAUAAAGAGCUCAACAUCGAUUCGGUGGAAAGGUUGAUGGGGGAGACGCAAGAGGCCGUCGCAUAUCAAAAGGCGAUUGACGAAAUGUUGACGAGCCGCAUGACGGCAGAGGAGGAAGAGGCUGUGGCGAGGGAGAUGGAAGCGCUAGAAGCUGAAGCUAGAGCAGAGGAUCUUCGAAGCUUGCCCGAUGCUUCAAAGGAGGCACAGGAGCAUGUCGAAUUGCCAAAUGUGCCCACUGUGGAGCCUGUACACUCUGGAGGGCAGAGGCAGGAUGCUGGAGCAGAGGCGGAGGCGGAAGAGUCGGAGGAGAGGGUACCGGUGCUUGCUUGAGUAAGAAGGCAACGUCGAGCAAAGAUCGCCACGAGCAAAAGACUCGAGACUCUUGCGGAACGCGGGCACGAGCUCUUUCUCCCCCUACACACCGAGCUUUUCGGUACAUCUACCACGAGCAAGCCAGAUCCGGUCUGAUGAAUCUUCAAGAGACUCUCUCCGCGCCCUGCUUCAGCGCGCAUCACGAUCCGACGCACCCAGCCCUCGAGGAAUUCUUCUCGCACUUCCUCCACGUACACGUCCCUCUCCCUCUCUCUCUCUCUCUCUCUCUCUCUCUCUCUCUCUCUCUCUCUCUCUCUC
Ceraceosorus guamensis is the source of this 1360-nucleotide messenger RNA. RefSeq lists its product as hypothetical. The record is from RefSeq and is a predicted model, not a curated record. NCBI's taxonomy places the organism in Eukaryota, Fungi, Basidiomycota, Exobasidiomycetes, Ceraceosorales, Ceraceosoraceae. Gene Ontology annotation, cellular component: multivesicular body; ESCRT III complex. Gene Ontology annotation, biological process: late endosome to vacuole transport via multivesicular body sorting pathway; vesicle budding from membrane. Bases 392 to 1060 code for a protein of 222 amino acids. The transcript is spliced from 5 exons.